AUGUUUAUCAAGAACGUGUUAAUAUUCGAUAUCUUUACAGAAGUAGCAAACAAAUACGAAAAGGCUGAUCGACUUAUCCAGUGGCUGUUUGUUCGCGAAAAGAAAAAUUUCUAUUCUCUGUGCGACAUCCUGCAGUUAUCCGGACAUACGUUUGUGGCGGAUUUCCUUCGUGAAGAAGAGAAAUCAAGUGAAGUGAUCGAUACAAAAGCGUUAUUUGAAAUUCUUCCUUCCCUCGAGAGAUGCUUGGGGCAACAGCAAAGAACAGAAAUAGAACAUUUCAUUAAACAAAAGGUGAAGGAACUGAAGUUCCGCUGUUUAUGGAAAGAAAGAAAUGCGGAGAAAGAAAAGUCCAUGGAAGCGAAAAAUCUUCAAUUGGAGCAGUCGUAUGAGUACCAUGUGGCUCUGAAAUCGAAGGAAAUUGAGAUUUCAGAGCUGAAGGGUGAAAUCGAAUCAUGCGACCAGGAAAAAGAACGUUUGGGUAAGGAAAUCAAUCACUUAAAGAAAGAAGUGAAAGAUGUGCAGGAACGUUGUGAUGGACGAAGAUGCGCCAACUCUGACACAGGCCUAUCGGGAAUUCGCUGUGAGGACCGAUGA
This is a messenger RNA of Acanthosepion pharaonis, 594 nucleotides long. The record is from the annotation of a GenBank genome assembly. NCBI's taxonomy places the organism in Eukaryota, Metazoa, Mollusca, Cephalopoda, Sepiida, Sepiidae.